Molecule: messenger RNA, 2172 nt
Organism: Leishmania major strain Friedlin
Lineage: Eukaryota; Euglenozoa; Kinetoplastea; Trypanosomatida; Trypanosomatidae
Product: putative cytoskeleton-associated protein CAP5.5
Exons: 1
Coding region: 1-2172 (723 amino acids)
Biological process (GO): proteolysis
Molecular function (GO): calcium-dependent cysteine-type endopeptidase activity
Source: RefSeq, a predicted model, not a curated record
AUGGGGUGCUGCAACUCGAAGGAGACGAAGAAACCGAAGGAGGAAGUGCUGCAGCGGGAGGCUCAGUAUGCGAAGGUGUCAAGUGAGACGGAUAGUGUGGAAGAGCAGCCCAAUAUUGAGGCUAGAGUGGCGAGUGUGGUGAAGGAUCUGCGCGCUGAGCGCAUCGACGCCAUCUGCGCCCACAGUCAUGCCUGUCCCUACCGCUAUAACGCCUGCACUGUCGUGGGCGGAGAAGUGAAGUUCUACUUCGAGGGUGGCAUCAUUUUCUGCAUCGUGAAGGAGGGCUCGUGGUACAUCUACAACGACUCCCUUGACUACGAGGCGCAUGUGACCGUACGCUUCGGCCCGGGCUCGAAUAUCGCUGCUGGACAGCGGGCAGAGCUGGGGGAGGUAGAGGAUGGCUGGACGUGCAUACGCGCCAUCGUGUACCCGCUGGAGACGGUGCAUUUGGUCUCCGGCACCGCCAACGGCUACAAGACCCACAUCACUAUCAAGCCCCUCAAUGAACAGUACCGUCACGAGGCGUGUGCGGCUGCCAACGGCACUGCCGAAGCGGAGACAGAGGCCGUUCGAUCUCUUGUCACCGAAGGGAUGGACGAGGAGGCGAUUCUGCACCGCUGCGUGGAGACAACAACGCCUUACGUCGACCUGACGUUCCCGCCGAACGGCGAGGCCGUCGCACGCGCCGGCAGGGACACCCGCACCAUCCCCGAGGUGGCCAUGAUGCGCCCGACACAGUACCUGCUGGAUAAUAACUGCCUUUCGGUGAACGACAUUUGCGGGCCAGUGCUGGCCCUGUCCAUCGAACCGGGAAACCUCGGCGACUCGUGGUUUAUGUGCGCUGUGGCCAUCAUGGCGGAGAAUGAGGCGGCGGUCCGAAGCAUUUUCGCACAGGGCUCACCGGCGGAGAAGGCGGUGGGUGCGUACCGCGUGCUGGUCAACAAAAACGGCUGGUGGCACACUCUCAUUAUGGACGACUACUUGCCCACGUUCAACCGCAUGCCUGUGUUUGCGCGCUCGUACGACAAUCCGGCGGAGGUGUGGACCUCGUUGCUGCAAAAGGCGUAUGCGAAGCUGCACGGCUCCUAUGCCGCAAUCACCGGCGGCGACACUUUGCAGGCGCUCGCGGACUUGAGCGGCGCGCCGAUGUGCCGUUUCGACAAGGAGUGGGAGGAGGCAACGACGGACGCGGAAAAGGCAGACACACUGGCCAAUGCGCUGGUGCAGUUUUCCCGCUCUGGCGCCUGUGUUGUGCUCAGCACUCCAGGCCACAAUUCAGAGAGCUACCUGGGCCGCAGUCAGGCGAGCGAUGCGGCGGCGUUCCGCGCCCGCUACAAGAAGGUUGGCUUACAUGUCGGCUACACGUACUCCUUAGAGCGCGUUGUGAUGGUCGAGGAGUGCGGCACCCUGCUGUUCAAGGUGCGCAACCCUUGGCGCUCGUCGAGCAAGUGGACUGGACCAUGGAGCUACGGUUCGAGGGAGUGGGAUGAGAAUCAGGAUGCCUGCCUCCUCUGCGGCGCCCAGAAGGACCCGCAGGAUGGCAGUUUCUGGAUGUGCUGGGAUGACGCCAGCCGGUACUUCGACGGAGGCGGUGUUCUGUUUGCGAACCCCGACGCGGUGGACUACCGUGUGAAGGGCGUGUUUUGCAAGACGAUCCCAAGCGCGGUUCUUGAAAUCACGGCGUCGGAGUCCACCCAGGUGUUCUUCACCCUCUCGCAACCCGACAAGCGCGGCGUGGACCGUAAGGAGGGCGCGGCGCUCUUUGCUCCGAUUAUGCUCACCGUGUCCAAGGAGGAGGACGGCGUGCAGCGGGUGCAGAAGAACACCAGCUGGAACCCGACGAUGCCCUCUGAGGAGUUCAACUUUGUUGUCGGCCGUGACGUCUCCAUGUGGUUCACGCUGGGGGCCGAGGAGAAGUACCUGGUUGUGCCGCGCAUACACUCCAAGGGCGUCAAGAGCGACUACGAUCGACCGUACGUGAUCAGCAUAAUGUCGACCGAUAAGUUGGAGGGCAACGUUCGGGUGGAAGCGAAGCACAUUCACAGCGACUCGAAGGUGUUCACGAACUAUAUCGCCUACGAUUCGGAGGAGCUGCCCUCGGUCAAGGUGGAGAACCAGGUGAGGCUUCCUGGCAAGGCCCCCGUGACGUACGUGUCCGCCACGGUGAUUUGA